Molecule: messenger RNA, 1831 nt
Organism: Exophiala dermatitidis NIH/UT8656
Lineage: Eukaryota; Fungi; Ascomycota; Eurotiomycetes; Chaetothyriales; Herpotrichiellaceae
Product: carbonic anhydrase
Exons: 3
Coding region: 137-1132 (331 amino acids)
Biological process (GO): cellular response to oxidative stress; cellular response to carbon dioxide; carbon utilization
Cellular component (GO): cytoplasm
Molecular function (GO): zinc ion binding; carbonate dehydratase activity
Source: RefSeq, a predicted model, not a curated record
UCUCCAAUCCGAUCUUGCAUCACCAACACCAUGCGGAAAAAAAUUGUUUGUUGAGAGGCAGCCAAAAGGUCGAUCCUGGCAGCCUCAUACAAAGAGUAGAAGUGGCCUCGCUCUUUCUUCUCCUCGUUGAGGAUUCAUGCCACCUCUGGCUCUGUCCAAGUUACACAUGCGCUGUCCGGUUUCCUCGCUACCACGUUCUAAUCUCACCACUUCAAUUCCUGUCCGCCUGAGGCGCAGCCUUUGCCAGCACCAGCACCAGGGCUCGUUCUUACAGUUACAGCGGGCCACGAAGCCGGGAUUUCGAAGCUCUGGCCUAAAGCAUCGCCCAUCCCUGCUCGAAGGUGUCCCGUCAUUUUUAUCGUCGUCAAUCCCAUCUUCUACCACCUCGUUCCGUCGACUUUAUUGUUCCAAGCACACUGCGACGCCUACCACGAGCUCCAACGACUCAGAAGAAUACAGAGACGCGAGGAUAGACAUCAUGCCUUCAGCCAACCUGUCCCCCGACGAUGCCUACGCGCGAGCAUUCAACAACAACAGCGAAUGGCGCCGCUCGCUGGCCGAGACGGAGCCGGAGCUGUUUGAACAGAUGAGCAAAGGCCAGUCUCCACAGAUUCUGUGGAUCGGAUGCGCUGAUUCGCGGUGUCCCGAAACCACCAUCCUCGGCCUGAAGCCCGGCGAGAUCUUCUGUCACCGAAAUAUCGCCAACAUCCUCGUCAACACCGACAUCAACUCGCUGUCCGUCAUCCAGUAUGCCGUCCAGUACCUCCAAGUUAAGCACAUCAUCGUCUGCGGACAUACUCAGUGCGGUGGUAUUGCCGCCGCCCUGGACAACAAAAAGCUCGGCCUCAUCGACACCUGGCUGAUGCCGCUGCGGGCUCUGCGGCAAGACAAUCUCGCCCUCCUCAACAGUCUCAACGAGGUCGAGCGGGGCUUGAAAAUGGUCGAACUCAACGUUCGCAACAGUGUCAAGCAACUGCUUGCCAACCCGGUGGUCAUCGAUGGCAUGCACGAGCGAGGCUUGCAGGUCCACGGCUUGAUUUAUGAUGUCGGCUCCGGCGAACUGAGGGAGCUGGAUAUCGAAGAGGACGAGGAAGUCGUCAAGAGCCGCGUCGUCGCUUUCAAGACGGUGUAGAAGUGUUGGGCUAGUCUUUUGUGCUGAUUGCAACCUACCUAGGUACUGUAGCGUCAGGAGUUAUGAGAUACGGAGCCAGGCCAGUGCUGUGAGUUGGGGCUGUGGGUAGAGAGGUAUUAAGUAGACUACAACCGGUGUCUGUCUACUAGGCUUCAAGCCUGCUCAUUUAUAGUAUACGUGCGUCUAAACUUGGGAAGAGAUAUGAAAUAGUGUUUGCUGUACGACUAACUAAAACAGGACACUUUACUACUGGUAAGAUAAACAUCGAAACACCUGAUAGUAGACUCGGAGUCAAAUGUCUACCCAGGUGUCGGCGGCGGUCAGUUACGGAUUUGCUUCAAUUCAGAAGAGCAUUUGAUUCUAGAAUUGCUGACUUUAAUUAUCUCCGACAGCAAAGACCAGACAGUAGCUUUUUAACUUUCACAGUUGGGAACCUGGCGCGUAUCGCACAAGCGGCUACAUGGCCAAUCCGGGUCCUUCAACACGAAACUCUUCAACAUCAAGCCCCCUCACCGAGUGAUCAGGCUCUCGUCGACCGCCGUCUUUGAGCUACAGUGGCCGAGGACGUCGUCGUUCAGUUACUACAGGAGUGCCAUGCGGUAGCUUCGAGGUUACUAAUAUUCAUCCAAGCGCAGCUAAACCAUACGAUCGGUAUUGAUACUGAUACUGUCUUCUACAGUUGACUUGUCCGUUUACCUA